CGCCCGAUCUAACGUACCUCAGUGUUCAUCUGGCAUUCACGUCGCGAGCAACUCCCUGGUCGCGAGGCAGACUUCGCGAGGAAGCUUUCACGUCCGAUCAGAGAAAAUCUCACGUGCGCGCGUGGAAAUCGCCUCGCGGCCGAACGCGAUCGGGAUUUCCCGUUGAAUCGGAAUCAAUUUUCCGAGAGACUUCUCUGUCUCUCCGUUACCUCGAUUCUUUCGCGCCGACAUCGAGCAAAGCCUCAUCAAAGUGCAAUUAGUGAUCGGUGAUCGGUAGUGCGGCGAGCCGGAUCGUCUCACCGACGCGCGACGAUUUCGCGAUUAGGAAUCCCGACAUCGCGCGGCGAUACCACGUGGUGCUCCAUCCGCGAGUUCCAUCAUCCGCCUCGCGUUUUGAAUCGGUAGCAUCAAAUCGUACGUUAUGACAGAACAAUCCAGACCUAAUUCAGACUUCAGUUCUUUCGAACAUUUCGCAAACUUUUGGGAAAAUAUCAGAUAGAGUUCGAACAGUUUUCGAUAAUUAUAUGUGAUUACGCAAUAGUCGCAGUCUGAAGGCGAUCGCUUCCACCAAAAGCACAUCGCGAGCUCGCGAGAGUCUCAUUCGAGCGAGGAAACGUCGAACACCAUAGCGCGUGAUGGAGUAAGAAGAAAAAGAGGAAAGGAGAGAGAGAGAGAGAGAAAAAGAAAUCGUGGAUAGUAGGCGCGACGGAUUGGUCAGCCGUUCACUGCGUGGGUGCACGCGUGUAAUGGUGAAACGAGUUGCACGCGCACGAUGCAGCUGAUGACCUUGAACUCCCUGCUCAUGUUCGACCUGGUGUUCCUGUUUUUCCUGUUCCUCAUCGGGGUCUCCUGCCUCGUGUACUACCUGCCGGGCACCCGGGCGCACGCUUUCGCACCGCACGAGAUCAUCGCGGCGCGAACGCCGUCGCGCUGCAACUCGCCGAUCGACAAUGUGUAAGAAUGCCGACAGACGUGACCGGGGGCCCAGGACUCGCAGUGGUGGCAGGAGACGUCCUUGCCCUGCGAGGCACAGGUCUCGCUGCUGCAGAAACAUGGGCUCUCCUUUGCCAGGCUGCCCAGGCCCUCCAGGACCUCUUUCUCUCGAAUGGAGGUGUAGUGGGUGGUUCGAGGGCAGGACCAGUGGUGACUCCGCAUACACUGGAGCUGACACCACGUGGUAGGGUUUUGCUGCAGCUCGCACCACCGGAAACCGCUCGGGCGUAUCUGCCGCCAGAGUAUCGACCCGGUCGCAUUUAUUCAGACACGGAUUCGGAAAAAAUGUGGAUGUACUCUCUGGGGAGAGCGUUACUGGAUACGACUCCUAGAGUAGCGGCGUUGACGGGGACCGUUUCCGUUUCGCCCACAUCCGCCUUGCAGUCGGUCUUGGCGGCUAUGACGGAACCCGAUCCUCGCAGACGUGCCUCCUUGAUGAAUCUACUCGACGUAAUAUCCGAGUAUUAUUAUCGGACGCGUUUGCAAACCAAGCCCUUCACGCAUAUAGUGAUGGACAUGUAUCGAGAGGUAGUGAGAUCGCCACAGUAUGCCGCACGGAAGCGAGCAGCCUGCUAUCAGCUCAACAUUCUAAAUUGUCCGACGCGGAGCGUCGCCGAUCAAUCGAAUCACCCAAAGACCUAUGGCUACCAUCACCGUCAUCACCAUCAUCAUAUGCAAUGGCAGCAACAGGACCACGUCCAAGCUGCGAACGGUCAACUGACAUCUCUUCAACAUCAACCUCGUGUCGGGCAACAUCUGUCGAGCCAGCAACAGCAACAGGACCCGGUGCAACAUCCGAUCAAUCAAUUUCGACCGCUUCAGCAGCAGCAGCAGCAAGAUCCGACGCAGCAGCCGGCGAAGGAUCAGCAGGAUCACCGACACAAUAAUCACGGUCAUUAUCACGCAAAGGGAUCGCUCUUCAAAGCACAAUCGCGCAACUCCCAGUCGCAUCCAAACCUGACGACUUUGUGCGACUCGCAGCAACAGUCGCAGCAACAAUUGCAACAGCAGCAGCAGCAACAUCGAGAAACGGUCGUUUUGAACGGUCACAGGACGCAAUUUCGAUCGCAGCUCGACAUCCAGAGCGGCAGUCGCUCGCUCGGACCGGCGACAACCCAUCACCAACGCCACCGAAUCCAUCAUCACUCGCGGACGUACUCGCAGCCGGUUUACACGCGGCUGCAGCACACCAGGAGCAGCGGCAACCUGCCGGUGACGACAGGCGCAACGGCCGACGGUAAUCCCGAUGGGGACGUCUACAGUGAUCCGAUAUACGCCCUGCCAGUUAAACCCUUCCUAAGCUCGCAGGAUGUGCGAGUCAAUGGACUAUCAGCGAAAGCAUCCGCGAUCCGUCGCGCCGACGAGAUCUACGGCGGCUCAUCAUCGAUAAACAGGCAUCCCUCGAAUACCGGCCGCUCGCAGCCCGACGUAACUACGCAACCGAACGAGCGCCUUCGCGAAGAUAUUUACGGACGAACGCCUCCGGGAAGGAUGCUGCUGCAGAGGCAGCACUCGAAUCCCCAACUACCGAAUAGGACGCAAGCGGACGAAGACUUCAAGCGUCUGUCGCAACCGAGCGUGGCGUGCAGCGAGAUCCGUUGCGUCGCGCGAGAUGACGAACAGACGCUUCGGCAACAAAAUCCAGUGUCUUCCAUGAGACCCAGGGGACUCCAGGGACCCCCGAAGCCACCCCGAAUUAUCACCACUUUGAGAAAAACUGCUCUAUCCGACUCGGAGUGCAAUAGCCAACCGGAACCGCCGGCGAAACCGCCCAGAAUUAUGGUUAGGAACGGGCCAAGAGCACGACGUGGAAAGGCAGUGCAAAGGGCACCGUCGCGCCUUUAUAGGACGCUGGGUGGACCCAUGAGAAGUUUCAACAAAGCGCAAUGUGUAGGACCUGAAUUUGUGGUUCGUGCCAAUCAGCCCCCGAAAACACUAUGCGUAGGUCAAGUUAAGGCCGGCAGCUCUGGCAGAAUAGUCGUAAUAAUGUUAACAGGACAACGCGUGGAGGUAACUUGCGAUCCUCAAAAGGUCACUGCCGGAGAUUUAUUUCAGGCUAUUGUCCAAGCGGAGAACCUCGACGAAAACUUCACCCUGGGUCUAGCUGUGCUACUGGCUGGGGAUUUCGCGAUGUUACCACCCGACACGAAAUUGAACAAGGUCGCGCCACCGGGAUGGUUGAGCAGCGGCAAGAGCAAGGGUCUCCUGGGUCUACCGACCAGUUUCAUGCUGUAUCUGCGACUUCGAUUCUUCCUGCCAUCCCUCCGUGGUAUCAGAAGCUGGAUAUCGAAGCACCUGCUGUACCUACAGAUAAGACGAUGCAUAUUGGAGCAGCAGCUGGUUUGCCCUUAUCCUGAAUUAAUCAAUCUGACGGGCCUCGCGCUUCAAGCCGAAUUCGGAAACUACAACGUCAACGAGCACGGCUGUGGCGAUUACUUCCUGCUCGAGCACUACGUGCCGGAAUCCUUGAUAUUGAGCGCGGACCGGCAUCAAUCGCAGGCUUGCGUCGACGCCGAUACACUUCGGGCGCAGCUACACCGCGCCCAUCGGGAUCGCCGUGGCAUGGACUCGAACAAAGCCGAGGAGAUGUUCAUAACUCACGCGCAGUCCCUGCCGGAUUACGGCUCGCACUACUACAUCGCCACGGUGGACACGAAGGGGCUCGAGAAACUGAUGGCGCAACAAAGAAAGGGCAAGGGAAUGUUCGAAAAGUGUGACAACGACGUGGAGAAAGCACAUCGCCAGGAGAACCCCGGCCGGGAGACCGGUCCCCUUUACGGCGGAAUCCCGCGAUUAGACUCGCGCGAGAACGUACCGAUGAAUCCUUAUGCGGACGAACACGGGAGGGGUGCAAAGAAACUGCAAAAAAACCGCGACGAGAUGUGCAAUAAUCAUAAUAAUAUUAAUAAUAAUAUUAACAGUAUAAACGGUACCAACAACAACAAGAACAGCGGCAAGAGCGGCAAGAGAAAAGCAGAGAGCAACGUAUGGCUGGCGAUACACGCGCAGGGAUUGAAACUAUUGGAGCGAGGAGGCGAGCCGAGGGAGAGAACGGAACUGGCCCACUUUCAGUGGCGGGACGUGCAGACGUUGAGUUACAGCAAGAGCUGUCUGGUGGUGUACAGCAAGCUGAACGGGAGACGGUGCAAGUUCAAACUGCGGAUGGAUCAUCGGAAAAGUUACUUCGCCUUCAAGCUCACUUCCCUGCACCAUCAGUUCUUCCUGAGACUUCGCUCGGAGCUGACGUCGCUUCAGGGCCUCGCCAAAGAUUUUGGGAUACCCUUAACAACAGAAUCCAAAACUACACCACUGAAAUCUAAAAUCGGCGACGGCAGGACCAAAAUAGCGAUUGCAAACACAGUCAAGGUGCAGCAGAGGAUAAAUUAUCCGAUGCAACUGGAAGAAUACCAGAAUAAAGAAAAUGAGAAUCCGCAGAAGGACGCCAACGUAGUAGCAGUGACGAAAGACAUCCGUCGCGACCCCGGCUUUUACUCGUCGGAGGAGGACGCCCUUUACGCGCAGGUAAAUGUGCGAUUGGAGCCGGAGGGUGAGUCGCGCGACACGGAGGAAGAAUCGGAAAGGGGUCUAACGACAUCGAACGAGAUCUUGUUAGAACCCAAGGAAACCAAGUUGGAGCACGAGAAACUUUACGGCCGCCCCGGUCUAGAAAGCGAGACCGAGACCGACUGCACAUAUUCACUUCCAAAAGUCAUAACAAACAGCAUCAAGCAGCUGGAUAAACCUAACAAUCCUGAAGAGCUGUAUGCCGCCAUCAACAAGGUUCGGCUGUCGAGCAAGAGCGAAUUUCCGGUUCCGGAUGAAGUUUGGAACGUGACAGAUGUGAAGAAGACGCUGCAAAAGAUGAAGGCAUCCAGUUUACCCAACUAUGGCACGCCGAAGCAGUCUGGCGGUUUCCGUACACCCAGUUUGCCGCGUCGGUUGGGGGUGAAAAUGGGAACGCGCGCGAUUUACAGCAGUUUGGCGCAGAAAGACACCGCGCUUACCGACGACACGGAAUCGCUAUCUCUAAAAUCCGAUACUGAAUCGUCCAUCCAAUCUCUGUCGGCGCGAUCCGCCGAAUCGCCCAUGCCGGAAGCAUACGUGCUGAACACCGAUAUACGAACCGACGAUGAAACGUUCCGAGUUCCCGAGGAAGAAUCGAUGUCCGCAUCUUUGGUGGCACGUUUGGAGGAAUUAUCAUUCGUGGACGAACGAAUUCUGCACACGAUCAAGGUGGAACGCGGCCACGGCGGCAGUAUAGGUCUGCAAGUAACGGAGGGUAACGAUGGUGGCGUUUACGUUCAGGCGGUUUCUGUUGGCGGAUCAGCCGAUAUGGCCGGAAACGUGAAUAAAGGUGACCAGAUCGUAGCGAUAAAUGGACAGAAUCUGCUGAAUCUUCGUUACGAGGACGCUCUCAAGAUGUUGCAGAGCUCGUCUGAAACGAUCGAGUUGGUUCUAUCACAACCCACUUCCCGAAAGAGCACGGAAUCGAGAGAUGGUCAGGACCAUGGCCCUGUAGAAAGCAAUUACUUACAUGACAUCAAGUUUGACGUAUCGUCGGAAGCGGAAACGUCCAGCAUGACGAACAAGUGGAUCGUUCAGAAGACCACGGACGUAGCAUCCGUGCAAAACACUUCAAGCGCAUACAGCAGUGCUGCGUCCAGCGCCAUGGACAACCACAAUAAUGCGAACAGCAUAUACAUGACUGAUUUCGUUGACAAUAACGCGCUAAAAUCUGCCAACUCGACUGAACCACCCGUGCCACCGCGGCGAAUGAAGCGUAAGAUGAAAAUCGCGCCGAGCAGCGAGACGACAAAAGGCGCGAAUGGUAACGCACGACUCCAGCAGAAACAUCCGCCACCUUUGCCACCUCCGCCAGGAAAACAUCGAAGGAACAGAUCACGAUUUGCUGUCGAAAAUCGCUCACAAUGCGACAUCAUGAAAAGCGAAAACGUCGACGAGCGAGAUCAAAGUAAAUACCACACCGACAUCACGAUCAACGCGAAAAAGUCUACGAAAUCGCACGAUGAUACAACAUCCGCAAGAGAAAAUUCGAUGACAGAUAAAAAUGUAAAUGAUGGUCCAGUUUCCAAGUCGAGAUUGCCGUUUCUGUCUUCUCGCGACAUUGCAUCGUCCGAGCGGACAGCGCGCGAUGGAUAUCCACCGCUUUUCUUCACGCUGCGCGACUUUGAAGAUGUAAUGUCCGCCACAUGGAGAAGAGAUGAUCCUGUGAAUGAGACAUCCGCCGCGAAUCUCGGAGAUACGCGUUUAUUCACGGAUUCAGAGAUAUUCGGUGGUUCAUGCGAGACGGAGUUGCGGGGGAUGCUGGAUGAUGAUGAUGAUGAUAAUGUCUGUUUCCGCGUGACAACGACAAACCUGCCGUUCGAAAAGUGUCUGGGCGGACGGAAUCGUUUCGGCGGCGAUGCAUUCGAUAACAGUACGAACGGAAGUGAUUGUAUAACGUAUAACAACGUCAGAAAAUCAUCCAACAGUUUCGACAACGACGACGACUCGGAUCAUCGUGUAGGCACGAAGGUGCGAUUCGUGAUUGAAUCAUCGAGCCCUGCCAAGUCCAAUCGCGAUCGUAAUGGAGAGAUUGAUGUGCCGUGCGACGAUUUGCGAAGUUACGAAUCCGUUCUCGGCAAUGAACGAGUCAGUGAACAAAGUGCCACUUCUUCCGUGCAGCUGUUGACCGAGAUCCGGGAAAUAAAAGAUCGUGGUGACAAUUCGCGAGAUAAAUCGUGCACUUUAAGCGCCGAGGAAGGAAAUUUCGCAACGAAAGAAGACGAUCUUUUUAUGCUGGCGGAUGCAAGCAACGUUGACGCGAUAUUUAAGGCAACUCCAGAGACGUGUUAUUACGAUAAAAGGAAUGACAUUAAUUACGAGAGGAUUCGCAAAGAGGAUUCUAACUCGAUAUCGUGGAGUGAACAUAUCGAGAAUUUCAGAAUCGGCAAAGGAAGCACAGUGAUGUCAGUAGAUGAAACUGAUGCGAGCGAGAGACGCGCUGCAAAGCAAAUGGAUCAAAAGCAGACAUUGGUUGCUUCUUCAGAAAUUGCGGAGCACAUUCGUUUCACAGACGAGAGUACGGAUACGGCUUGUAGGAUUGAAGAAGCAAACGCGGCGGAAAUAACUGAAAAAAAAACGCACCGAGAAGAAGAAAUAUUUUCGAAAAGAUCCGACAAAAAUGAUAUCAAAGAGGAUCACAUUACUAAGAGCGAGAGGGUCUUCAUCGGUGAAUCACUCGAAAGUCUUUUAAACGACGAUGUGAGUCGAGAUAACUGCGCGGACGGGUCAGGCAAAAAAAUUUCCAUCAACGAUUUCGCGGACAAAUCGCUGAGUCUUUUCGAUUCUCAGCAAUCGUCAAUCGAAGAGAGUGAAGAAAGAAUAACGAACGAUUUUGCAGAUUCCAAAAAUGACUGCGAGAAAGCUUUCCCGUUGGAGAAGAUUUUUACAAAGAGCGUUCCCAUGAAGAUCAGGCGAGAUUCUUUCUUAGAGACCAUGCUGGCCGACGAUCCAACAGACAUCUCGAUAGAAUGCGCGGCAAUUUCUACUCAAACUAUGAUGUCCUCAUCAAGCGUGGAUAAAGAAUUAAGCAUGCCGAGCGAAUCAAUGAAUAAAAUCCGGGAAUUGGAUACGGAUAGCGCGAGAAGACACUUGUACGGUUUCGAUGAUGCGAUAAAAGCGCACACGGAAAACCAAAAAGUUCUAAUGGAUACUGAGAAGACGAGAGGAAGAACCAUCGAUGUGUCGAGUGUCAAUGCAAAGUCCACGCAAUCGAGGAAUAAAAGCGCCAGUGACGCAAAGAAUGACGUGCUGAACGAAUUGCUCUGCAACUUCAGUAACAUAAAGUUAAAAAUAGUGAGUCCCGAGAAUAACAGAUCAGCGAGGAUAGACGACGAGAAAAAUAUUAUUGCUCGCCCAGUCACGAUCGAUAAUAGAAUCUCUACAGAGAACGGGAGCGCGAGUUUCAACAUUUCGCGUUCACUUGAAGAAUGCAGAAAUGAAGUUCGCGAUGUUGUUGAGGUUAAUUGUAAGCUGGGAUUGAGCAUCGAGAAUAUAGACAUGAAAAACGACACGGUGACCAUUGGAAAAAUCAUGAAAGAGGAUUUCACGAAAACGAAACUCGAUUCAAUGAUUGGUGAGAAAAUCGCGAAGAAUAAAAAUGUCGCGAUUUCGAGACUCGGAGAAGCAUCUUUCGAUGUAACAAAUAAAAUUGCAAAAGACAGCCCUGCGAAAUCGAAAGUCGGCGAGAAAGACGUCAAGUCGGAAGAUAUCCGCGCGAGAUCGAGGAUCGAAAAACCAUCGAAGAAUACGGAAAGUGAGGUCAACAAGGCCGAACGAGAAACCAAGAAAUCGCGAGAUGCUUGCACUCCCAAGACGAUACUCAAGAAGAAAAGCGCUGAAUGCGAGCAGGCGAACCAAUUUCAAAAGAAAAUUCCCAUCGGGGCGCCCGCGACGAUGAACAAGAUUUUCGAUAGCAAGGAGCUCGAGAUGAUCGCGGACGCAUCGCACAGAGUCAGCGUGAAGAACGUGGUGAAGCACGCGGAGGUAGUUUCGAGGGAGGCUCAUAGUCGCGUCGGAGAAAAGACUGACGAAGAGAUGAGUGACGAGGCCGAUGCUGAUCCAAGAAAAAUCGCGAGUCGGUCGGCAUUAUCACUGGCAGAAGACGCGACGAGUAGCGACGAUAAAUGUGCCAUAGCUAGGAAAAACACUUCCAUAAUCCCUUGUAAUAAUAAUGACAAUAACAGGGCCGUAACAGCCGUAGCUAACGUAAGUAACGACCAAUCGCUGCGCGACGUUGUAACGAUAACUUCGGGUAAAGUUAGGAGCUUCGUUAAGUAUUACGAGAUUCGGGGCGACGCAACGACCGUCGAGGGACAUUCUAAAAUUAACGAUAGGCAGAAAGUAGCUAAACGUAAGUCCACGAAGAACCGAGCGGCACCCGUCACCACAAGGAGCCCGCAGCGGCCGGAAAUAAUGACGAAGGGGAAGGAAACGGAAGGCGGAAGUAGAGACGCGAGAUCAAAUGAUGAUCUCAAAACGUCGUUCGACAAGACGCGACUUUCCUCGAGGAUGCCGGAAGAUUCCCCCAAUAACCAGGAAACAGGAUUGAAACUUACGAGGGAACGUGAGAGGAACGGCUCGCACGUGCCCGACAAGACACACGUGCCACUCGCGAAAACUAGCGUGAAGAAGUCGGUGCAGUUCCGAGGCGGCUUCAUCGUGAUCCGCUCGGAAACUUUCGACGAGGAUGAGGAAUCCGCGAGGAUCGUCGACGCGAAUGCAUCGAGGAAGAAGAGAACCUUUGGAAUACCGUCGUCGCGGGAUUCCGAGGGACAGAUUCGCGAAAUCGCGAAGUUGGAAAAACCACCGGACGCCAGAAAGGAUUUCUUUCCGCGGGAGACUGUUGCUCAGAUGCAUACGGUAGCCGAUCACGGAGAGAAAUCAGGUAUUAACCGCUUCGUUACAAAACCUGAAACCCCACAGCUCGUAUUUUAUUGUACUGUAUAGAUAAUACGUAGGCCUUUUAUGAGCCGUCGUUGCUCCGAGUCUCAAAGAAAUUGUAUCGUGCCGAUCCGCCGUGAAUCCCUGUGAAUGUUUUAAUUUUCGCCACCAAUCAAGGAAUAGAUUUUGCGACGCUAUGUAACGCUUGCUAAGGAGUAACGCUUGUUAAUGUGCAUCGUGUGUAUGAAUGUGUAUGAAAUGUACGAAUAUAUUUUACGUUUGAAUUAAAAUCUCAUUUCAAAGACGAGGUCCAGUAUUUGAAAAUAUUAACAUGUUACUUUCCUUAGUUUUUCAUCAUAAAACUAGAUUAACUUAUUAUUAUUAUUAAUUUGAGAAAAUCACAUAUUUCGACAUAAAUUAUAUACAAUAAUUAUACAUGCAUAAUAUUCUGCUUUAAAAAUUAUUUUAGCCAUUAUUUUAGUCAUUAUUUUAGUCCGUCAAAGCUAUUCAGUGAGCUGGAUAUGACAUGUUAUCGAUGAGCGAGAUACGCGACGCACGGAAUUCGGUGCCAAUAAGCCGGUCACGCGCGUGUCCGUUAAAAGCAACGAGUGGAUUUGCAAACGACCAAAUUCACCGUGUGUCCCGAAAGGGUUCGAGAAUCACGGUGAAUUAUCGCGGCAAACGGACCGCUCGGAUUCGAGUGCUUUAACUGUAGCAUGGUCUGGAUAUUCCCGACCGUGAACAAAUUCCGUCGAUUUAUGGGAAGACAAUAGCUUCUUUUCCGCCAGGCAAUUGUUCGGUUUGUGACUCUCAUAAAAUACUCUAAUUUCCGGCUUCCUCGGUGCCACCAUUUUUGUGCCGGAUUUAACUUCCAGCAUCGGCGCAAAAUUACUUUCGGUACACAGCACAGGAGCAAAUAAGGACAUCUCUUCAUGCACUUUGCUCAUUGCUCGUACUUGAAAUAUUGCUUGAACGUUAGCAACGACGAGAUGGUUGAUGAAAUCUUGAGAUGUCUUAUUUCGUGUGUAUACAUCACGCAACAUACCCGAUGGAUAUUCAUGGCACUUUUCAUGAUAACGGACUUCGUCUUGGAGCAAUAUGGCAAAACUGCGAGUACGCUACAUUAGAUUCUAAAGUCGAAUUAUUGUACAGAAAGAGCAUGUGCGAUCAAACACAGGAUGCAACGAUUCGGUCUCGCAUAGAUCUUCCUCGGGAGCUCCGCGCGUCGUCGUCGUCGACUCGCGCUCCGUGAAUAUUUUAGACGCAGAUUUCCAGAGAGGAAAUCUCCAGUGUGCGUUUUGCAGCUCCGUUAUCAUCGAGCACCCUUUCCGCGAGUGCUCGACGACGGAACCGGGUAUCGGAAAAGCCACACGCGUCCCACUGCUCUAAUUUACGAAUAGGAUAACGGCGAGAUACACUUGUUGCGCCUUUUAUGUUGCGCAUACGUGCUACUCGGCACGGUCAUUUAGCGCAGACCGUGUCCAAGCCGGAUUCAGGACCCGAGUGCAGUCCGCGGGUCUGACCGGACUUGAUACAUUUAUGGACCGCGCGUUAAAGCACCGCGAGAAGCGCCUUCCGCCGACGGCGAUUUCACGCGGGUGGCGAGUCGAGUACUUCCGUUUAAGUGGCUCACACGAGAGCUAUAUAUAAUCAUUUCCGAAGAAACGGAUCUCUCUCGGGAAGCAGUGCGCGAUUAAACGCUCCUCGCGAAAAUAUUUGAUUUUAACCAUAAGCAAGCGGAUCCUCUGUCGAAAUACGGUAAUGUCGUGCGCGGUCUUGGAUCAUGUGGCUGCGUACGAACCUCUUACGUCGAGUUCCUGUCCGAGCAGCUUGAGCGCGAGCGAGGAUCCGGUAGUGUCACGAGUUGGAAGUCCUCUUUACGACGGAUACAGUAUUACGCGACACGGCGAUCCCCUCGGAAAACGUGCAAUUCCGCGAUAAACGAGACGUGACGCGCCUGUAAUUACGUAACAGUAACUGUUCUGUUGACUUAUUAUGUAAGUAUUAUGAUUUAUAUAGUCUGCGCGGCGAGCGAACUGAGAUUGCGAGACGCCUCGCAGUUAGGCGUGAUGCUGGUGAUGCUUAUUACUGAUUUAGUAUUAUUAUCUAUACAUAUGCGCGCAUAUAUACUUGCUACGCGUAUUAUCAUUAUCAUAUUAUACAUGUACACAGCGUAAAUGUAAGUAUGUCACUACGCGACACGACGAUUCUGUAAAAUGCUAUGUGAGAGCAGUCGCCAACCCCUCUCCCCUUUCCCUUUCCUCCCUUAUCUCUUGUUGAUUAUGCACACGUUUUGUAUAACAUUAAUUGACGCGUGGAUGUGUUCGCGAAGCGCAGAUUUUCACAUAGGCGCAUCCGAAGCAGCUUCUGUACGGGGAAAGCAAUAAAGGAGUCUAGAGAAUGGCGGUUUCCAUCUAAUCGUGUCGCUUAUCGCAUGUCGGUGGCCGCGAUAACACGAUCGAUUUUAGCGUAAGUCGGAAUCGUGAGUCGCGAUCACCCUUAGUUCGUAUAUCGAGACCGUUCUAGGUGAGCAGUGCGCUUCGAACAAUCUCACGACAAUUGAAUCCACUGUAUCGUUUCGCGAUAGACUUCCGUUACAUCCUCUAGCGACGAGUCGUGGCGAAUCAAGAGCCAAUGAGAGGGUGAAGAGUACACUGUACAUUCGAGAUGUAUCCAGCGACGAAAGCUAGGUGAGAUUUGUUAGACGUAGCAUGUAGGUGAGAAUAAAAGCGAUCGUGCAAACGACUAAAUCCAAGCAA
Messenger RNA from Ooceraea biroi (clonal raider ant), 12197 nucleotides. RefSeq lists its product as uncharacterized. Gene Ontology annotation, cellular component: cytoskeleton. NCBI's taxonomy places the organism in Eukaryota, Metazoa, Arthropoda, Insecta, Hymenoptera, Formicidae. Gene Ontology annotation, molecular function: protein binding. The record is from RefSeq and is a predicted model, not a curated record.